CGAUAAUUUUUGCCGGUCGCGAGACACUGCGGGAUUCGGUGGAGGAGGAAAUGCUGAGUCAUCUGCCCGCGCUGACUAAUCCCGAUGACGUCGAGAAGGGAAAUGCCUCACAUGGAGGCUGGAGAAGAUAUCCUGUCACGAACCUGGUCAUUGACUCAUCUGGCGUCGGGAUGUUAUUUUUGGCGUCAAUGUUAUCCACGGAAUCGAUGGCUCAGUCCCGGUGAUAAAGAUUGUAAAACCAGUGCAAGACAGAGUAAUCGUGAUGGCGAUCUCUUGCCAGGAACCCUGAGAUCCACAGCGAUCGUUUACCCGUACAAUGUCGCGUGUUUCAACUCCUCGGACUAACUAGUGUAUGUCAAGAGGACCAAGAUAAUGUGUUCAGUCUUUCACCUACGGCUUCUCCAGCAAAUCUGGUCAAGAUUAUCACAAGACGAAAAUGCCGCAACCUGUCCGACAAUCAAGAAUAAUACUCAGUAUAAUAAAUUUGUAUUGUA
Aspergillus wentii DTO 134E9 is the source of this 494-nucleotide messenger RNA. RefSeq lists its product as uncharacterized. NCBI's taxonomy places the organism in Eukaryota, Fungi, Ascomycota, Eurotiomycetes, Eurotiales, Aspergillaceae. The coding region runs from base 85 to 345 and encodes 86 amino acids. The transcript has a single exon. The record is from RefSeq and is a predicted model, not a curated record.